Rana temporaria (common frog) is the source of this 3094-nucleotide messenger RNA. It is a transcript of the gene KLHL2, whose product is annotated as kelch like family member 2. The coding region runs from base 168 to 2027 and encodes 619 amino acids. Gene Ontology annotation, molecular function: protein binding. The transcript is spliced from 15 exons. The record is from RefSeq and is a predicted model, not a curated record. Lineage: Eukaryota; Metazoa; Chordata; Amphibia; Anura; Ranidae.
CGAUCCUAAUUGGAGGAAAGGCGAGAUCAGGAUGUGGAUCCAAGCUGCUAGUUGUGAGAGGUGAGCAGCUCAUACAGACACAGCUGGGGGAGGAUCGCAGUGCCGGGGCUCCGGAGGACUUAUCUGUGGAGGGGACACAGCCGGGACACCAGCCGAGCAGUCAUGGAAUGAGCGGGGAGCCGGUACGGGACUCCUCUACGCCGGCCCGGGGAAUGGUGCUGACAUCUGCCCGGGGCUCAGCCAGCAGCAUGGAGACGUCGCCUGUCACUGCAGUAAACACUAAAAUAAGCCAACCGAAGCCUGUGGAAGUGAAAGAGAGCGCCGAGAAGUUCUGUCCUGUAACUGUGAAUCCACGCCACACCAGGAAGGCGUUCAAGGUUAUGAAUGAACUGAGAAGUCAGAAUUUGCUGUGCGAUGUGACAAUAGUGGCCGAAGAUGUGGAGAUAGCUGCUCACAAAGUGGUUUUGGCUGCAUGCAGUCCCUACUUCCAUGCAAUGUUUACAGGUGAGAUGAGUGAAAGCCGAGCAAAGCGGGUCCGCAUAAAAGAAGUGGAUGGAUGGACCUUGAAAUUACUUGUUGAUUAUGUUUACACUGCAGAAAUUAAAGUCACAGAGGAGAAUGUGCAGGUUUUACUUCCAGCAGCCAGUCUCCUACAGCUUCAAGAUGUGAGAAAAACCUGCUGCGAGUUCUUGGAAACCCAGCUACACCCGUCUAACUGCUUGGGAAUCCGAGCGUUUGCUGACAUGCAUGCUUGUACGGAGUUGUUGGAUCAGGCCAACAUCUUUGCAGAACAACACUUUUCAGACAUUGUCGCAGGUGAGGAAUUCCUAAAUCUUGGAAUAGAACAAGUGUGCAGCUUGAUUGCCAGUGAUAAGCUUACUGUGCUUUCAGAAGAAAAGGUUUUUGAAGCCGUUAUUGCUUGGGUAAACCACGAUAAGGAUGUACGUCAGGAGCACAUGGCACAUCUGAUGGAACAUGUCCGUCUUCCAUUACUUUCCAGGGACUAUUUAGUACAGAGGGUUGAGGAAGAAGCUCUGGUGAAGAAUAGCAGUGCCUGUAAAGAUUACCUCAUAGAAGCCAUGAAGUAUCACUUGCUUCCAGGAGAUCAGCGAACGUUAAUUAAAAGUGCCCGCACAAGACAGAGGACGCCUGUUAGUCUUCCCAAGUUAAUGGUGGUAGUUGGAGGCCAGGCUCCCAAGGCAAUUCGCAGCGUGGAGUGCUAUGAUUUCAAAGAUGAACAGUGGCACCAAGUGGCUGAAUUACCAUCAAGACGAUGCAGAUCAGGUGUGGUAUACAUGAAUGGACAUGUGUUCGCUGUUGGUGGAUUUAAUGGCUCGCUCCGGGUGCGUACGGUAGACUCGUAUGACCCAGUGAAGGAUCAGUGGCUAAGUGUGGCCAACAUGCAGGACAGGAGAAGUACUCUCGGGGCUGCUGUAUUGAAUGGGCUGCUCUAUGCUGUUGGAGGAUUUGACGGCAGUACAGGACUGGCAACUGUGGAAGCAUAUAAUUUCAAAGCCAAUGAGUGGUUUCAUGUUGCACCAAUGAACACUAGAAGAAGCAGUGUUGGAGUUGGUGUUGUUAGUGGUAUGCUGUAUGCAGUUGGUGGCUAUGAUGGAGCAUCACGACAGUGUCUUAGUACGGUUGAAUGUUAUAAUCCCAGCACCAAUGAAUGGACUUACAUAUCAGAAAUGGGCACACGAAGGAGUGGCGCAGGUGUGGGAGUCUUGAAUGGUUUGCUGUAUGCAGUGGGAGGCCAUGAUGGUCCCUUAGUGAGGAAGAGUGUUGAAGUUUUUGACCCAUCUACAAAUGAGUGGAAGCCAGUUGCUGACAUGAACAUGUGCAGGAGGAAUGCAGGUGUUUGUGCCGUGGACGGCAUGUUGUAUGUUGUUGGAGGUGAUGAUGGAUCCUGUAAUUUGGCAUCUGUAGAGUACUAUAACGCAGCAGCCGACAAGUGGAUACUUUUGCCUUCAUGUAUGAGCACAGGGAGAAGUUAUGCAGGGGUUACAGUUAUUGAUAAGCCCUUAUGAUCCAAGGGAGGACCUCUCCUUGUUUAUCCUAAGAAAGAGCAGGUAUAAAGUGAAGUGUAGCUUCAUGGCCUUCCUUGCUUGAGACUGCAAGCUGUGGCAGAGAAAAUUCAUGGCUUUUCUUCUGCAGUAAAGCACAGCAGCCACCGAAGAUUACAAUAGGGUGAAGUAUUGUGCAGAGGUUUUCUGCAUUGAGCAGCAGCUAUCUGGAUGUUCCUAUGAUUUGUGAUUUUUGUUCGCAGAACUUUGCUUCCCAACUGUUACAGAAGAGAGAACGUAAGCUGCUUUUCAUAUCAUCCAGCAAUCGCGAAUGCUGGAUUGACUAGAGAAUGUCAUUAAUAAGGAGAAUACAAAGCUGUAUGUAGGGAAUUAUACAUUCUGUAUAUGAAGUAUAAAUAUUUUCUGAAGCCACAUGGAUAGACAUGUAGGGACCCUAUUUUCACAUGAAAGAUGCUUUUUUCAGCUAUGUGAAUAACCUGUAAAGUGUGUGUGUAUGUCUGUGCAUACGUGUACUGUACAAUUGUAAUUGCUGAUUUUUUUAAAGCGGCCCAAAUGUUGGGUUUAUGCACUAUUUAUAUAUUGGAGCACUCCUACAAGAAUUUGCCAGUACUGUUGUAAGAAAAAGUUGUAUUUUUUUUAACAUGUAUAUUUAAAUUUGCAGAAUAAUAUGUGCAGUGGCACUGGGGGGGGACAUAUGUAUAGGCUGCCAAAUGUUUUUAUAGAAAUAAAGGAAACAUGAUUUGAUUGUUAUUUAUGAUGAUGUUUGUAUAAAUUUGCACAUAUCUUUGUGAUUCCUCAUUUUUGGGUGUGAAGGAAUUUUACAGCAUGUGAUUACUUUAUUUCUCCCGAUAAUCUUGUGGAUAUCAACUGACUGACUAUGCAUGAUUUGUUUAAUUGUCCAUGUAGCUAAAUUAUUUUAACCUAAGAGUAAUACAUCUGCUGUGUUUGGCGGUGUUUAUUACUGUUUUGUUGCUAUGAACAUAUGAAUUAUAGAAGUUCCUUGGCCCAGAAUUCUGUGAUCAAAUAUUUGUCAAUAAAUUCUUUUUGUAUUGCAACUGUUUAGCUUUAAA